This is a messenger RNA of Opisthorchis viverrini, 2975 nucleotides long. RefSeq lists its product as hypothetical. Bases 40 to 2916 code for a protein of 958 amino acids. NCBI's taxonomy places the organism in Eukaryota, Metazoa, Platyhelminthes, Trematoda, Opisthorchiida, Opisthorchiidae. Gene Ontology annotation, molecular function: protein binding. The transcript has 9 exons. The record is from RefSeq and is a predicted model, not a curated record. Gene Ontology annotation, biological process: mRNA splicing, via spliceosome. Gene Ontology annotation, cellular component: catalytic step 2 spliceosome.
AUUUCAGGGUGGGCUGUUUGCUGACUACGACGGAAAAUAAUGUCUACAGGAUUCCAGUUUGGCUUACCAAGCACGACUUCCUCAGGUGGAAGCACUGGGUUUUCCUUUGGCACCACCGGUUUUGGCUCUUCAACAGGUUCUGCCCAAACCACAGCAACUUCUCUGCCGGGUCUGUCAACGGCUGCUUCAGGUUCCAGCGUAUUUCCUUCACUCGGUUUGAGUUUAUCUAGCCCUUUUGCGUCGGCCAGCACUACAACAUCUGUGCCUCAAACCACAGCGGCGUCGCUUGGCCUUAGUUUUCAAACGACAAAACCUGGUUUGGUAUUUGGUACAGCAGCCACGCAACCUUCUACCUCCGGUUCGUCCACACCAACAAGCUUUAUGUUCGGUGCGCCCGUUUCUCAACAAGCGAGUUUGGCGGCACCUGUCUCAACACAAGGCGCCUCAACGGCUGCAGGUAGUCUUGGUGGAUUUUCUUUUGGUUUGCAAACGGCGAAGACUCCUGGAUUCGGUCAGUCCACAUCUGUAUCUUCAGCUUUGCCGUCGUUUGGAGCGUCUAGUUUUAUCCACUCGGGAACUACCACUAGUGCACCCUUGCCAUCUUUCGGUGCUCUCUCAGGCACCACUUCCACCGUUACUGGACUUUCAUCUACACCAUCCCAAGCGCCCCUUGGAAUAUUUUCCCAACCGUCAACCUCUGCCUCGUCUUUAUUCAAGGCAGUAACUUCGACUGUUCCUGCUGUUCCUUCCGCUCCUAUCACUUCGGUUGGCUCUAUUUCCCAGACGUUGGCUGGUUCAGUAACACAAGCAUCUACUAGCUCUGUUAGCCUGGGUUUCACUUUGCCAUCGGCCAUACCCUCCACGACUGAUGCAUCCAAACCAGCUAUUGGUCCUUUGUUCGGGAAGACAGAAGCGUCUGCCUUGAAAAUAACCCCGACUACUAGUACUACUCUGGCUCCUGUCCCUACGGUUGGCGGAACUAGCGUCCUUGGCCUACCCACAGUUAGCUCUACGACAACGGCGACGACAUCGGCACCUACUUCGCAGACUACAACCAGUGUUGCGUCAGUGACUAAACCGUCUACACUGACUUUCCACCAACUUGAAGAACUUGUUAACAAGUGGGCACAUGAACUCGAAGAUCAGGAACGAUAUUUUAUGGAUGAAGCGGAACGAAUCAGUCAAUGGGAUCAAGCGCUGAUGAGUAACGGAGAAAAAAUUACAACGCUGUACGAAAAAGUCGACGCAUGCAAGCAGGAACAAGCACAGUUAGAACAGGAGCUUGAUUUCAUAGACGGUCACCAAAAGGAGCUUGAAAAGCUCCUAGAAACGCUUGAACGGACUGCGGAGGAACUUCCUCCGGGCCAACUUCACUCAGACUUUGAAAGAGAAUCCAUAUUCCAGUUGGCAACCAACGUAGAUUUAGAACUGGGACAACUUUUGUCUGACUUGCGAGAAAUGGCAGAUCAAGUCAACUCAGCCACAUCCAAAGUUUCGGGCGGAGCAGCCUUGGCUAGGAAUACACAUGAUGUGAAGGCUAAAGACGGUGGACUGUCGAAAAUUCUUGGUGGUGCAGGUCAACCUGAAGAGGGAAUUGGGGCCAUGCAUCAAGUCACACGAAUUUUGAACUGCCAUAUGCACUCACUAAAUUGGAUUCACCAGAACACACAUGAGUCCCAAGAUGUGGGAGCCGUAGCUAGUUUCGCCGCUGGACCGGAAAUGCGAGCUUGGACUUAUCUCACUGUCAUGAUGAAUUCAGAUAGAUUAUCGGAAUCCAAGCCAGCUCCCCUCCCCACACAAGCCUCUCGUCGACUACAUUGUCAUCAGUCCGCUGUUCGAGCUGCUCGGUUCAACUCAGACGGGCAAUACUGCGUCACUGCCGGUGGGGAUAAAACUAUCAAGCUAUGGAACCCUUACAAGGACCGUUUGUUGAAGACGUACACAGGUCAUGGUGGCGAAGUGUCAGAUGCUCAGUUGCCGGUAUCUUUUCGUACAAGUAAUGUUUGUAAAGUUCGUAAAACCGUGGUGUAUAUCGUAUCACCUAACCCUAAUCUCACCACCUUCCCUGAACAGGCCAAUUCGGACAACAGCCAGCUUGGAUCAGGUGGUGCUGAUUGCCUCGUUGUUCUCUGGGACGUGGGUACCGGACAAUCUGUUCGACGCUGGCGUCGGCAUGCGGGACGCGUGAACGCAGUCAGGUUUGCCGCACCGUUUCAGCAUUCGGAAUCUAGCCUCCCCAGUCCGAUCCUUAUCUCUGCUGGAGUGGACGGUAUGGUAUUAGUGUGGGAUGCCCGAGCCAAAACUCCCUACCCCGUUCAGACGAUGCACGAGGCCAAGGAUAGCGUAACAUGUGUCGCUUUUUCUCGUUGGCAAAUCAUUACGGGUUCCGUCGACAAGUGCGUCCGCAUUUAUGACAUUCGUCGAGGUGAAAUGACGGAGGAUUAUGUUGGCUAUCCAGUCACGUCGGUUUCAAUGACAAUGGAUUGUCAAUGUCUUUUGGUCGGUACUCAAGACUCUACUCUACGUUUGUUUGACGCCCUCAACGGGGAGCUUCUUAACAAAUAUACAGGACAUGUGAAUAAGACAUACCGAAUGGACAGUGUCUUGAUGAACAACGACGCUCACGUUGCCAGUGGUUCUGAAGCGCACAGUUUGGUGUACAUUUGGGAUUUCGUACGGUCCAAUUACCCGCUGCUUACCUUGGAUCACAGUCCUGGCGGACCAAUGUGGGGCGGUCUGUCCAGUGACGAUGAGCCUGUUAGCCAGUUAGCGAUCGAAGCGGCGAAGUCGGCAAAUUUCCUUAUCCACUCCCUCUCACCGCACCCUACUCAGAGCAGACUUUUGACAGCCGGUGGUGAUUUUGUGUGGUUGUGGGACGCAGAACCCGACGUGUGUGAAGAUGUUGAUGUCGAUUGAUUCCAUCAAAUCCGUUUUCAUGUACAGCUUUCGCGAAGAAUGUCUUAUUUUGAUCCUGC